CUAGUGUUGAUCUUAGAAAUUUUUUCCAUAAUGGCAUGUUGUUUCGCAAUUACGUCGGAUUGUUGUGGGUUAGUCUGGCCACGAGUUGUGACAUCAUGCAGGCUAAAUAAACCUAUAAAUUCCGGAUACUUCCUUUUGUUUACUCGACUAUAACUGCAAAUCACUUCCUCUCUCUUCAAAUCCGGACAAUUACCUUACCAAAAUGUCUACACACCACGCCGUACCGGCCAAACACGGCCAAACCGAAAGCAAAAGCCUUCCCAACAAAGCUGCUCCAGGUAUCUCCUACUUCACACCCGCUCAAACCCCACCCUCAGGAACAGCCCUCUCCCCUCAACCCUCCGGCGCCCCAAUCCCCAAACUCUUCGCCCCCCUCAAGAUCCGCGACCUCACUUUGCAAAACCGCAUCUUCCUCUCUCCCCUCUGCCAAUACUCCGCCCAAAACGGCCACCUGACGCCCUGGCACCUCUCUCACCUAGGCGGCAUCAUCAGUCGGGGACCCGGCCUCGCAAUCAUCGAAGCCACUGCCGUUGUGCCCGAGGGACGAAUCACGCCUGAAGAUAGCGGGAUCUGGCUCGAUUCCCACGUCGAUGCUCCGUUUGGGCUCAAGACCGUUGUUGAGUUCGCGCAUUCGCAGAAUCAGAAGAUUGCGAUUCAACUUGCUCAUGCGGGGAGAAAAGCUUCAACUGUUGCACCCUGGCUAAGUGCCGGUGCUGUAGCGGGCGAGGAUGUGAAUGGGUGGCCGAAGAACGUGAAGGCUCCGAGCGCGGUGCCGUAUAACGAGGACCAUGCGACGCCGAUCGAGAUGUCGGAGCGGGAUAUUGAGGAUGUGAAGAAGGCGUGGGGAGAGGCUGUUAAGAGGGCUGUGAGGGCCGGAUUUGAUGUUAUUGAGAUCCAUAACGCGCAUGGGUAUCUGUUGCACGAGUUCUUGAGCCCGGUGAGCAAUAAGAGGACGGAUCGGUAUGGAGGCAGUUUCGAGAAUCGGGUGCGGUUGACGUUGGAGAUUGUUGAAGUGACGAGGAAGGCGAUGCCGGAGGGGAUGCCGCUGUUUUUGAGGUUGAGUGCGGAUGAUUGGCUAACGCAUGAUGGGUUUGAGGGCGAGUCGUGGACCGUGGAGGAUUCGGCCAGCUUGGCUCCUCUGCUUGUCGAGCGGGGUGUAGAUCUUUUGGAUGUUUCGUCCGGAGGGGCUCAUCCUGCGCAGAAGAUUGUGGGGGGACCUGGGUACCAGGCUCCGUUUUCGAAGAAGAUUAAGAAGGCGGUUGGGGAUAAGAUGUUGGUUACUGCAGUGGGCAGUAUCAAGGGUGGAAAGCAAGCGGAGGCUAUUUUGACUGGGAAGGGGAAGGAGGAGGAUGCGAGGGGAGAGCAGGAAUUGGAUGCCAUUGUCGUGGGGAGGAUGUUCCAGAAGAAUCCUGGGUUGGUGUGGACUUGGGCUGAGGAUCUGGAGUGUCAGAUCAAUGUGGCUAAUCAGAUUCGAUGGGGAUUUGGCGGAAGGGCUGGAGGG
This is a messenger RNA of Mollisia scopiformis, 1501 nucleotides long. Its product is annotated as FMN-linked oxidoreductase. Gene Ontology annotation, molecular function: FMN binding; NADPH dehydrogenase activity; NADP binding. NCBI's taxonomy places the organism in Eukaryota, Fungi, Ascomycota, Leotiomycetes, Helotiales, Mollisiaceae. The transcript is spliced from 2 exons. The record is from RefSeq and is a predicted model, not a curated record. The annotation marks the transcript as partial. Gene Ontology annotation, cellular component: intracellular anatomical structure.